AUGAACAUUCCUUUCACGCUCCGGGACCACUUCCCAUCGCUCAACAAAGCUGUGGAAUCCUUCAUCUUUCGUAAUGUGUGCGCUACCGUUUGCAUUUUUAGUAAUGAAACUCGCCUGGGCAUUGUGACUGGCAAGCACUUAGCCCAGGUCUGCCGCGAGUCCUAUCCUCCUCAGAUUUGUGCUCUCCUAUGGGUGCUAUGCGAGAUUUCCAUUGUUGCCUUGGACCUCACAAUGCUGCUUGGCACCGCGAUCGGUCUGAACCUGCUGCUGGGUUGGCCACUACUGCCCUGCAUCCUCCUGACGUCCCUGGACGCGCUGCUGCUACUGCUCCUGGUACCGGCUCAAGGCGUUAAGAAGAGCGAGGCGCUUACCGUUGGCCUCUUGGCCAUUGUGGUCGCGUGCUUCCUAGUGGAUCUCCUCGUAUCCAGGCCGCCGCUGCGCUCUGUGGUUUCGGGGCUGCUGCCGCGCCUGCGCCGCGACUCGGUCUACACGGCCGUGUCGCUGUUGGGCGCCAACGUCAUGCCCCACAAUUUCUACCUGCACAGCGCAUUGGUUUCGGGGCAGGCGGCGAAGGCAGCGGCAGCCGCGGGUGGAGGGCAAGCAGGUGGUGACGGCAUUCAGGGGCACAUACGUACGCUGUGUCUGUACAACUUUCUGGACAUUGGCGCGGCGCUCGGAGUGGCGCUGGUGAUCAACGUGGCGCUGCUGCUGGUGUCGGCGGCCACGUUCCACUCCGCAGGCGUGGUGGUCCACACGUUGCAGGCGGCCCAUGACCUCAUGGAGCAGACCUUGAGCAGCUCAAUCGCUCCGGCGGCUUUUGGUACCGCGCUGCUGUGUGCGGGACAGCUGUCCACUUUUACAGGCACUAUUGCGGGCCAGGUGGUUCUCCAGGGCUUCCUGAACAUCCACAUCAGCACAUGGCUGCGUCGGCUCAUCACGCGCACGGCGGCCAUCAUACCGGCAGCCGUACUGCAGUACGUGUACGGCGACCGCGGCACCUACAAGUACGUUGCCUGCGUACCCCUGCAGCCCCUUGUGCGACAAUCACGGACCUUACGUUUUUGGGAAUACCAAAGCUCUCUCUGGACGUUUCUACUCAUCGCCCAGGUGGUGUUGGCUCUGCAGCUGCCGGUGACCCUGGUGCCCCUCAUCAAGGCCACCUCCAACCGGCAGCUGAUGGGCUCCCACGCCUCCAGUCGGCUGAUGGCCGCUGCCGCCUGGGGUGCCACUGGACUGGUGUUCCUGGCCAACCUGAUGCUGUUCGUGACACAGAUGCUGCCGGAGGUGUCCCGAGGGAGAGGUAUUCUCGACAAGGACGGUCCCCUGGAUGCGUGGAUUGACCGGGUAGCGUCUUUGGCGUACAGCGACCCCCUGCGCGCCGUGGGCCUUGUGGGGCUGCUGGUGGCUGCCUCAGCCUUCCUGGCGCUACAGCUCUGGAUGAUUGUGACGCCGCUGCGUGUGGACGUAUCGUCAGCAUCGUCGUCGUCGUCGUUGACGCCGGCGUCAAUGGCGUCAUUGUCGCAGGAUGACGGCUGUACGGGCCUUUCGCCGACGUGGCAUGAUGGCGGGGCCUGUGGCGGUAGUAACAUCGGGGCCACAGCGUCUUCUGGAUUUGGGGUGAAUAGUGUUGACGGGGAGCAGCGGGCCGCUGCCGCCGCACGGGGAAUUUCGCAGUGGUGGUACGGCGGUGGCGGUGCAGGAUUGCCGCGAUCGUUCGACGGGAGAGCGGGAAGCCGCUGGUAUGUUUUUUGGGGAAGCCGUGGCGGCGGGAGUCGGCGGUCGGCGCAGCAGCUUGCGGUGCAGGUCUACGGACGCGGGAAGUCGUACAUUUCUGUCGAACCUGUACAACAGGCAGCUGGGCAACAAGGACCGCCAUGGCUACAGCCGCCGGUGCAGCCGCAAUGUGUUGAUUCAUUGGGGGGUUUGAGUGGAGCACCGGACAUGUCGGCAUCUUCAGGCACUUCAUCGUCUUUUGCCGUUGCGGCCGCAGCUUCUGCCACGGCCUCCACCGCUGUCUACGGCACCAGCUGGGUCCCACCCAGAUCCGCCAUUGUAACGGUGAUCGGCUCAGGUCUCCGCCCGUACGACUCCAGUACGGCGUCAGCCGAUUUGGCGCUUCUGCACCUGCCAUGGAGGCCACGGGAGAGGUACCACCGUCGCCUCAGUGGCUGCUUUUACAGCGAAGGCGACAGCAAUGGAGAUAGCAGCGCCAACGAUGUCAGCGAUGCCGAGGAGGACGAGGCCAACGAGGCGGCGGGUACCUCCAUCCGCUCCCGCCUGGACAUCGCGCCGGUACAGCAUUUGUUGGGCUCUGCCAUCGAAGGGCUUCAAGAAUCGAGGGACGACGUUUCAAUGGACAUCGUAAUGCGUAAGGUUCGAGUCGUGGAUCCUGGAGGUGUCGUUCCAGUGACAGAAGUCCAGGAGCGGCAGGGGCCCGUUACCGGCGAGAUGUCGCCGGCAGUAGGCACGAUGGUGCAAGCGAAUCGGUGCAGCAGCAGCAGCGUCAGUGGUGGAUGCACCAGCAUUACGAUCACGAGCAGCGCAACCGCGGCUACUGCUGCUGCUGCCGAUACUACUGCCAACGUCGGUUCAGAUGAUUCGGAAACAGGAGGACGACGGGAGCGGCAGCGACUGCGGUUACCUGGCCAAACACCCGCCAACUCAGCUGUGACGACCGCCGCUGCCACCGCCGCUGCCGCCACUGGCGUCAGUUGCUCCGGGGGCGCCACGGCCUACGUUUACACCGACGCUGAACUCCCGGCUGCAGCUGACCGGACGGCCUUGCGGUUUGUUGGUGAAGGAAAGGUCGCGGAGCCGGUUUCUAGUGGCAUGACGGCGCCGCCACCACACCAUUUGAAUACGGCUCCAAAAGUUGAAGCACGCGCGGCCGCUGUCAACGUUGACAGAGGCAGCAGCGGCGGCAGCGGAGGAGGAGGCACAGGCGGUAUUUUGCAGCGGCCGAAGCACCCCGUUGCGCGGGGGACCCGUCCCAAGUUUGCGAGGAUCCUCGAGGACUUCUGGGCGUCGUUUUAUGACGCUCACGGCCGGCCGGUGUGUAGGGCUAGAGAGGCGGCCGCCCUGCUGCGGCCUCCGCAGGCGCAUGUGCAGCAGGAGGUGCGGCGGCACGAAUGCGUGCAGAGGUCAGACAGGUCCGGCACAGGUGCAGAUGGAGGCAGCGGUGGCGACCGGGACCAUGUCGGGACUUGUUACCCAGCCAGCAGCGACCCCGGCAGUAGCAUUGGGGCCUAUGAGGCCAACGGCAGCGCCGCCGCCGCGGCAGCAGCUGCGACUACGCCUGCCGCGACAGCCAUGAGCGUGUCGGAUGUCCCCCUGUGUUCGCCGCUGCUUUGCAGUCAUACAGAUGGCAGUCACCUCUGCAUGGGCUGCAGCCAGGCUCUGUUUGAGUCGGUGAGGCAGUGCCUGAGGGCUCUGGAGGAGCUGAAGGAGGUGUUGGAGACCCUGUGGGGCUGCUGGCCCCUGCAGCUGGUGAUGCCUUCGGACAACCAGACGUUCCAUUACCACCGCGCCAUUCUUCUAGCUGCCCGCAACGCUGACUUUAUCGCCCUACAGGCCUUAUGUGCCGGGACGUACAGCAGCCACGUGGACCAGUCCAAGCUGCUCGCAUCCACGCCGUUGCUGCGGUCGCAGACCGCAGUCCGCCCACUGCCGAACCCACCGGCAGGUCCGGUGGUGACGGAGCCCCUUCUGCCGGCCCCGGCUGCACCGUCGCCGGCUGGGUGUCAUGAUCACAACACGAACGCCAGGUCCAACUUAGGGUUCUUUCAACAGCAGCACCCGUACCCGCACCCGCAUCACCAGCAGACGCAGAAUGCCAGAGGACUUCAACAGCAGCCGUUGAUGCAGCAACCUCUGGCACAGCCUUGGUCGUGGUGGGCCGGGCAGGGCCGGAUGGAAUCUACCAGCAUUAGCACAAGCUGCAACAGCGUAGACAUCACAGACAGCACCUUGGCCUCUUGGAGCCAGGCGGAGGCAUCUACCCGGAUGAAUAGCCGGCACCACCUCGACGCCGACGGCGAAGGGAGGAGCGCCAGAUCCACCAGCAUCUCCGAAACCAUCACCACCAGCGUCGCAGGAUGGGCCCGGAGUGGUUUCGGCGCUGCUGGGCCCCCAGCCGCGCCGCGCCUCCUAUCCUCUUCCUGCCUUUCUCCUCGUGGCCCCCCUGGAGCAAUGCCUUCUGAGCCGGAGCCACCGGUUCCGCAGGCACCGCCGGCGGCGCGAACUCAUCCGAAAGCGCCCCUGCCGCUGCCGUGGCAGCAGCAGCCGUCGCCGCCUCCGGUGUCGCAGCUUGUCCCGCUAGGGCUGGUUGCGCCUCCGCCCACGUUUAGCUCGUGGUGCGUAUUUGGACCGGCGGUGCUCAUCAGCUUCGGUAUCUGGUCGGUGUUUACGCUAGCGCAGUGGUGUAUGGCGGACUCGAGGCCAGCUCAUUGGGGCCACUACGCCUCUGUACUGAACCGGCUGCAGGGCGUGCUGCGAGAUGCACGCCUGGAGGUUACGGCGAUGGCAGCGACGGCAUCGGUGGCGGAGGCGGUGACGGUCGCACUGGAGGAACUCUUCACCGGUGAUGUCGGUGCUGCUGCUGGUGGUGGUGGUGACGGCGGCCGCGGCUACACGUUGCCGGCUUCAGCGCCGGCAUCGGCCCGGUCCACUAUCGCUCCCUCGCAACUACCGCAGCACCAAUACCAUCAGAUGUUUCCUUCUGGUACUGGUACUGGUGCUUCUACCACUCAGCCACUGCAAGUAAAGCACCAGCAUCAGCACCAGAGCCAACAGAACCUUGGCGGCAGGAUGGGCGUGGGGCAGCGGAGCAGCACGCGGGUUGGCGGCCAUCCACUUCUUCAACACGCGUCCGUCCGUCUGCACGAGCAGCCUCAACAGCUGCUUCUUCAAGAGCAGCAGCAGCGGCGGCAGCAGCUGCAGUUGGCUCAUCCUUUGCCUCCAACUGCCCUGCGCCUAUGCCCCAAGCACCUGGACUUGCUGCGGACGGAGCUGCUGCAGCAGCUGGAGGGAAUGGAGGCGUAUGUGCUGGGCCGCAGAGGCCCCGCGGAGACGGCUGCAGGCCAGGUGGCAUUCCCAAAGGCCAAGGAGAUCGUGGCGUCAGUCAUGCGCCGCUACCGACGGAAACUGGGAGCCGGCACGGGCGUAGGAGCCAACUCGACUACAGCAGCAGCAGCUGUUGCUGCGGCGGCGGCGGCUGGUGCUGGUGCUGGAAAUUCGUUGCGGGUCACAACCGGCGGUGCAGAAGUUGCUGAAUGUUGUCGUGUGCAUCAAGCUCCUGCCGUCAGCACUGAUGUCUCAGUAGCGAGGCAGCAGAACGCAGCGCGCUUGGCUGCCGAUGCUGGUGGGGUCUUCAGCCAGGACGAGUCUUCAGCCACGGCUGGUUGUCCGUUUGGGCAGCCGUUGGGACGCGGUGCAGGCUCUGGCUGGGGUUUUGAUUCUCUAUUUUGUUGGUGACCUUUUACCCUGCAUCUAUACGUUGUUCGGACUAAUGUAUUGAGUCCCUAAGUGACAUAUGCAGGCCCGAGGGUUUUUGACUAUAAUCACUAUGCUAGCAUUUUCGCGGCCGUUUCGCAGCCGUCCUGUAGAAUAUACGUGUUCCUUUCUUGGCUCCGUAUAUUCUUUUUCCAUCGUGGUGCUUCCACAUUUAACCUGCCCGGCCGCCAUACCCAUUGGAAGAGCGUCUCCGGCUUUUAAAUGCAUGGUCCCAUGAGACCAUUGUGCGUGUGUGUUUCAAUGAACUUCGGAGCAUUGCCGAGGAGGGAUCUGCCGAUGGUGGUACACAAAUAACUUUUUUUACUGCACCGAGCUCCGAAUAGCGCCAUCAGCGGCGUGGUGGACUUUUCCGACAAUUAACAGUAGACGUAGCUGGAAUUUUCCAAGGAGGAGAUGUUGAAGAGAAGCUCGUGAUAUCAGGAGUGUGUGAGGGGCCCGCGCAUGUGGCUUAUUUUCUGAGAAUGCUAUGUACUGAACUACAUCAGUCAUGAGAGUUCGAGAAUGUUGGGGUAUACGAGUAUGCCAAGUAAAAUCCGUUGGUGGCAGUUCAUCUGACAGAGAGAGAAGUCAUGCUGCGUUAUGUAGGGCAUAUGCCGCAAAUGCACUAAGGACCGGCUGGGGAAGUGCACUGCUGGCAAACGGCUCCGCAUGCUGCGUGAGUGACCACUUGUCAAGGGGGGCCCUGCUACUCAAAAGUCUAACCACGCAAGCUGCUAGGAUGCUGCCCGUGUUUGGAACCGGUGCAUAAGAGAGGUGAUUUGCGGGAAGAUAGCCUUUGUCUGUAAUCCAAAUCCUUG
This is a messenger RNA of Volvox carteri f. nagariensis, 6308 nucleotides long. RefSeq lists its product as uncharacterized. The record is from RefSeq and is a predicted model, not a curated record. Gene Ontology annotation, cellular component: membrane. Bases 1 to 5472 code for a protein of 1823 amino acids. The transcript is spliced from 13 exons. Gene Ontology annotation, biological process: metal ion transport. Lineage: Eukaryota; Viridiplantae; Chlorophyta; Chlorophyceae; Chlamydomonadales; Volvocaceae. Gene Ontology annotation, molecular function: cadmium ion transmembrane transporter activity; manganese ion transmembrane transporter activity.